Messenger RNA from Salvia miltiorrhiza (redroot sage), 954 nucleotides. RefSeq lists its product as uncharacterized. Lineage: Eukaryota; Viridiplantae; Streptophyta; Magnoliopsida; Lamiales; Lamiaceae. The record is from RefSeq and is a predicted model, not a curated record. The coding region runs from base 1 to 954 and encodes 317 amino acids. The transcript has a single exon.
AUGUUGGCAAAGUUGAAUGUCAACUUGCCUCUGUUGGACGUGAUUAGAAACGUCCAAGCCUACGUAAAGUUCUUUAAGGAGUUGACCUCCAAGAAGAGAAAGUUCGUGGACAACGAGAAGAUUCUUGUGUCCGAGGUUGCAAACUCCAUCAUGCAACAACCUUUGUCACCCAAACAACGUGAUCCAUGUAGUUUUGUCACCAAUAUUGCUUUGAGGAAUGGUAAGGAAGCAUCGGGGAUGCUUGAUUUGGGGGUCGAGAUAAACUUGAUGUCGUAUUCUAUUUUUAAACAACUAGAGUUAGGCAAUUUGAAACCCACUCGAAUGUGCUUGCAAUUGGCAGAUAGAUCGGUGAGGUAUCCUCGUGGGGUGGUUGAGGAUAUUCUUGUUAGAGUGGAUGGAUUGAUUGUGCUUAUGGACUUUGUUGUGCUAGAGAUAGGAGAAGUGCAUGAGAAUGACAAAGAACAUACUUUAUUACUAGGAAGACCAUUAAUGACCACUACUAACAUGUUGAUUGAUGUUAAAAAUAGAACAAUCAAAAUGACCGUGUUAGGAGAGCCCGUGUCCUUUUCCGUGCAUCAUAGUCGUGUUAUGCCAUCAUCUACUUUUACUAAUGAAUGUUCUUACAUAGAUGCUAUUGAUGGCUUCGCCGAGAUGGUUUUUGUGCAAGAGCAAAAGAUGGUUGAGGUUUUUGCAGAAUCGGCGGACAUGGAGGAGUUUGCUCGGGAAGCCGAGGAAAGAGAGAGAGAACGAAAGGACAAACUCCCCAUUGAUGAGCCCGUGGUGCCUGAAGAUGCCACGAAGAGUAAGAAGCCGAAAUUGGAGCACAAGAAGCUCCCCAAAAACCUCAAGUAUGUGUACUUGGAAGAUAGCAAUGAGAAGCCCGUGAUCAUUUCCUCCGAGCUCACUCCUGGGCCAGAAAUGACGUUGAUGAAGGUGUUGAAGAGAAAUUCUUAA